Trifolium pratense (red clover) is the source of this 1385-nucleotide messenger RNA. RefSeq lists its product as uncharacterized. The record is from RefSeq and is a predicted model, not a curated record. Lineage: Eukaryota; Viridiplantae; Streptophyta; Magnoliopsida; Fabales; Fabaceae. The transcript has 5 exons. Bases 735 to 1328 code for a protein of 197 amino acids.
GUUUUACAUUCGUUUCAUCUUAUCUUCCACCUAAUAGUAAACAAAAAUUCCAAACCCUUUUCUCUGUAUAUCGUAGGAUCGUUCAACGCUGUGGUUUCAAUCAGAUGGAAGGUUAUGUAUUCUUUGAAACCUCUCUUAUAUAUUUAUUCGUUUUUUUUUCAAUUAGGAUAUGUUUCCUUUUUUUUUGCGGGGUUUUUGUUAAAGCUAUGAUUUUUAUUUUUUUUUCCAAUUAAGAUCUGUUUUGAUUUUUUCCUGAAUCGUUAGUUUAACACAUUCAUGGUUAUGAUAUAAUAAUUUUUUUUUAUAAAGAUUUUCGUUUAUUUUUUGUUUUCAAUUGUGGAGAUUUUGUGUUUUUGUUUUUUGGGGUUUUUGUUUUUACUGGAAAUUUGUUUUCGGAUUUGAUGGGUUGUACUUGAGGUGAUUGAUUUGAUUUUCAGGAGACUUUUUGGUUUUUGUUUUAUAUGUUUGCCUGUAAUUUUUUUUACGUGAUGUCUUCCUCCUUUGUAUUCUUUUGCGCCGAUUUGCGCCGAUUGAUUCUUUUUUUUUUUACUUUGUUGAGUUUGACAUCUGUGAUAUUAAUGUGGUAGAAACAAAAGUCAUCAAUGUUUUUUAACUCUUUGUUAUCGUUCUGAUUUUAUUUUUUGGUAUAAAUAUAUCUAACAAUUCAGUUGACUAGAUCAGUUUUGGUUUUUGUAGUGUUUGAGUGUUUAAGCAUUUCGAUUGAGUUUUCUGAUAUGGAUAGAGCGUUUGAUACACUUGCUUCUGUUUGUUCCGGUAAAGAAUCAUGGCGGAUCAAAGUAAGGGUUCUUCGUUUAUGGAGUGUGUGCAGUUUUAUGAAACCAGAGCAGGUUAUCUCACUUGAAAUGGUUUUGAUUGAUGAUAAGGGUGUUAAGAUCCAUGCUUCUGUUCGUCGUCAAUUGCUUUAUUUGUUUAAUUUGAAGAUUGUUGAAGGUGAUGUUUAUAAGAUGUCGUUUUUCACUGUUUGUCCAGAAUCUGGAAUUUACCGAACUACUCCACACCAAUUUAAACUUGAUUUUGAGAUGAAAACAAAAUUUCAGGCCUGUGAAGGUAAUACCAUUGAUCAUUUUGGAUUGUCACUUUCCACCAUCGCACAGAUUUCUGCUUAUGGUCUUGCUCAUAAUUUCUUAGUUGAUGUUGUUGGUCUUAUUAUUGGUAUUUCUGCUGAGAGGGAGUAUAUUCGGGAUGGUAAGGUUACUAGGAUGAUUGUGGUUGAGUUGACUGAGAGUAGUGGAAAGUGUGAGUGUGCUUUGUUAAAUUUGCCAAAAUUAAGAUUUUCAGAGGGAAAGUAUCUAUUCAAAAUGUUUUGAAUGCCAUGGGAUUUAUUUUAAUCCUUCAACACCAGAGGUUGUUUCUUUCAAGGAAAG